Messenger RNA from Symbiodinium sp. CCMP2456, 1641 nucleotides. The record is from the annotation of a GenBank genome assembly. Lineage: Eukaryota; Dinophyceae; Suessiales; Symbiodiniaceae.
AUGGCAGCGGCGUUGCUUCUGGUUCUGGCGUUGACGGCCGCAGAAGCCAAACCCAGAGCGAAGGAGCUGGCUCCAGAUCCUUUGCCGUCUGCACAGGUAGAGGUCCUCAUCAACGGCAGCCGACCGGAGGACGUGUUGUCGCCCAAAAGCGACUUUGGCCCCAUCGUGCAGAACGCAAGCAAGCUUGGCGAAUUCGGGUACGCGAAGCACCCGAAGCAUGUGUUGGACUGGAGCGAUUUGCGGGGUGUGAUCAAAGGGAGGAAAUGCUCCACGGAGCAGGCUGAUACACAAUGCGGAGAUCUCGUGUGCCGGAAGGGUUUGUGUGCACAUUGCACAGAAGACUCUGAAUGCCCGUCGCUUCACCAGUGUGCGCUCAGCAUGAGUGGCGGCAAAACUUGCCGCGCCACCGGUCGAAAGGCUUGGGAAUCCGCCUGGCUUGACAGCAGCGAGAAGUUCUGCACUCUUCUGAUCCUAGUGUCUUCUGCUUUGGCUGCGGCAUCCGGAACCGGCGGUGGAAGCAUCUUCGUUCCGGUCUUGAUCUCUUUCUCUUAUCUACAGGAAUCAGCCGUAGUUGCUUUGUCACAAUUUAUGAUUCUUGUGGGCUCCAUCGUGAACCUGUCCGUCUUCCUGGCCAGAAGGCACCCUGAUUUCCCAGAGCUGCCAGUCAUCGACUAUGACUGCAUUGUUGUCCUCAUUCCUAUGCUUUGCCUUGGUGUCACACUUGGUGUUUUGGUAAAUCGCACAUCACCCUCAUGGCUCCUGCUUGCGCUGCUUUGCUCCACUCUUUGCCUGGCUUUGUGGCGCACUGGCUCAAAAGGCCUGAAGCAGCUCAAGCAGGAGAGAGAGCUGUUGGCUCACCGGCCAGCUGCCGAAGAUGAUGUCCCACAGCAGGGCCCGGAGGUGGUCAUGAGCUACGGAGAGGUGCUGAAGGAACUGGUGCAAGCUAAGUCGGAGCAGAUUGCUGGCAUCGCGAUUGUGUGGUUGGUGAUGCUCGGUGCCAGUUUGCACGGCCUCCCGUACUGCUCGAUCAACUACGGGCUCUUCCUGUGUGUUUUAGCUGCUUUGCUCACUACGUUUGCGCUUGUGAUGACAUGGCGAUUCCAAGCCACAUCUUACUUGAACCCCAUUGACUGGCUCAAUGGCGGAGGGAAGGACCGCCAUCCCAUGACCUUUCCCAUGGUGGCUUUUGGCACCGGCUUUUUGGGUGCCAUGCUGGGCCUUGGUGGCGGCAUCUUGCUGAGUCCAGUCUUGAUUGAGGUGGGGAUGCACAGCGAGGCUGUUCAGGCCACCGUUGCCAGCUUCGUCUUUCUGUCGAGCUCUUUGGCCACGAUCCAGUACUUCAUGAUGGGACAGAUCGUCUGGCACUAUGCCUUAUGGUAUGGUGUCGUGGCUGUCCUGGCCACGUACCUGGGCCAGACGGCCUGCGAGGUAUUUAUCCGCAAGCGCAGACGCUACUCCUUCAUUACGCUUUCGGUCACCACCGUUCUGGCAUUGUCGCUCUUUUGUCUAUGCGUGGUGGGAACAAAAACAGUCCUGCACGACUAUGACAUGGGCAAGACAAUUUGGUUUUCGUUCACUCGCCUUUGUCAAAGUGGUCGUGGCACCAUUAUUCGUCCCAGCGUGGCCAUAGGCGCAAGAUGA